AUGAAGGUACCGUCCAGAUCUGGGCCGAUACGUUCAAACCGCCGACAAAGAGGUGGGGACCAAGCAUUCAUUCAUCAUCAACUGGUUGUCGGGGGUGCGGUUGGCGCGCGUUUCUCUCUCUCUCUCUCUCUCUCUCUCUCUCUCUCUCUCUCUCUCUCUCUCUCUCUCUCUCUCUCUCUCUCUCUCUCUCUCUCUCGCUCUCUCUCUCUUUUUUUUUUCCAAGUUUUUAGCGCCAUCGAUGACAUUAGUGAUGAGGAGUUUGCCGAGCUGCUCCAAGUUUUGAACGCAGAGCUCACGGCUGUUGAGGGAGCGCUUCGCACCGUGCAACAAGGAAUUGCCCGCCCCACCGCUCGUGCGCCUCGGGAGGUAGCCCCUGAACCCUAUCAACCCAGUCGCCCCACGCUGCCUGAUCGCACCGAGCACACCAAUCCCGAGUACGAGGCCACGCUUCGGGUGCGCGACAAGCAACGGCGCGCUCAGGAAGUGACGUCGACGACGAAAGAACGCAUCGUUCAAGACGAUGCCACGGCCGAUGCCCUGUUGCAGUCCAUCAACGAGCGCUGGGAGCGCGCCCGAGGUGCUUACUUGCAAGAGACGGCCACCAAGAACCGCGAGCAGCGAGCUCGCAUCCGAGCAGCUGACGAACGCUUCCGCCGUUGGCAAAGUGCUCAAGCCAUCAUCAAAAGCAUCGAGGCUCGCGAAAUCCUUGCCCGCCGCGGUGUUGGUCAGCCCUCUCGCAACACCACAGAUCACAACUUUCUUCGCCAUGUGCCAAAGUCGGCUGCCUAUCUUCGUCUCCUUGCAGCGGAGCGCGCCGCGAACGCACCGCAACCGACACGCCGCGAACGCAUCCGCGCUUAUACUCAGGAGAUUCGCCAGCAAAUGGAUGCGCAAGCCGAAAGCCGCCGUCAAGCCGCUCAGGCGCGUUCGGACCCACCAGAGGCGGGCGAGCCGGACGAUGCCGAGGACAUGGGUGCCCACUCAUGGGCACUCACCGGCAUGGCCCCUGACGAUGCUCCUGUCGCUCCCAAAACUUCAACCAGCUCCGAGGAAGCAACCUCACUCUCCUACUGGCUUCAGCGUCCGCCUCUGUACGUCAUGAAGUCAGUCUUUGGAGCAGACGAUGAGGCAGCCGCUCAGCGCGAGCGUGACCAGGAACGGGAUGCCCGUGCUUUGGCAGCCCUCGACGCCGAGCAGACCUUAGUCCUUCAAGCACGACAAGCCAAGGCCCGGCGCAAGCAACAGCGAAUCAUCCAGCUUCGUCGCCAGGCCCGCCUUGAUGCCGCCGUGGCCAACCGGCAACUGGCCACCGGUGCUCUUAUGGAUGUUGAAGGUGUCUAUGAUGAUCUCCUUGAGGAGGAAGAAGAGGAUUUCGAGGACGAGGGUGAGGCAGGACAGCAAAUGCUGCAAGAGGAGCAGCAGGCGGACCAUUUUCCCUCUGCCCGCACCCCGCUGGCUGAAGCGUUGGCAGCUCUGUCCAUGUCUAGCCGGCCGCCAGGCACACCGCAACUUGGCCCUGGCGCACAUCGCCGCUCUCCUCCACAGCCCAACCCAGCCACGACAAGCCCCCCACCGCGAGGAGCUGCCCCAAGCUCAGAUCAAGCCGCUACGGUGAAAAUGACCAACGCUCUUCUUCAGGAACUUCGAACCACAAGCAAACCAGCAGCAUUGCGCCUCAACGCGCGCCGUGAUCGCAGCAAAGCCCUUCGCGACUAUCUAGCACCAUCCACCUCCAGCCUGCUCCGCACCAAGCCCGUGGCCCAGCGCUCCUCCCGGCCUUCGGGCAUGACGGAGAUGGCACAUGAGGCCACAGACGCUACUGAUCAACCUGCGCUUCAGCCACUCACACUUGACACGCUACACAAGGGCGCUGUCGUGCGUGAGGGGCGACCCCGACCCGUCUGGCAGCCAGCCUUUUGA
Molecule: messenger RNA, 1920 nt
Organism: Monosiga brevicollis MX1
Lineage: Eukaryota; Choanoflagellata; Craspedida; Salpingoecidae
Exons: 2
Coding region: 1-1920 (639 amino acids)
Source: RefSeq, a predicted model, not a curated record